AUGGGUCCCAAAGGAGCUUUCCUGACCCCUCUUUCCCCUUCUUGGACCUCAAAUGAUCCUCAGAGUGGGUGCCCUGUGUGGAGGAUGUCUGGGCUUUUUGAACUAUUGAUCUGUGCAAACUAUAAAGUAUGGAGGUGGACGAGUAAUAAAGCAUGUGAGAGGGCUCUGCAAUAUAAAGUAGGAGAAAAAAUCCAUGGAUUUACCAUAAACCAGGUAACACCUAUUCCUGAACUAUUCCUAACUGCAGUGAAGCUCAGUCAUGACAACACAGGUGCUAGAUACUUACAUCUGGCAAGAGAAGACAAAAAUAAUUUAUUUAGUGUACAGUUUCGAACAACUCCAAUGGAUAGUACUGGUGUUCCACAUGUUCUUGAGCAUACAGUUCUUUGUGGUUCUCAGAAAUAUCCUUGUAGAGAUCCUUUCUUUAAAAUGUUAAAUAGGUCAUUAUCGACUUUUAUGAAUGCCUUCACAGCUAGUGAUUAUACUCUGUAUCCGUUUUCCACACAAAAUCCCAAGGAUUUUCAGAAUCUCCUCUCAGUGUAUUUGGAUGCAGCCUUUUUUCCAUGCUUGCGGGAACUGGAUUUCUGGCAGGAAGGAUGGAGACUAGAACAUGAGAAUCCAAGUGACCCUCAAACACCCUUGAUCUUUAAAGGAGUUGUUUUUAAUGAAAUGAAGGGAGCAUUUACAGAUAAUGAGAGGAUAUUCUCACAGCACCUUCAAAAUAGACUUCUUCCUGACCACACUUACUCAGUGAUCUCUGGUGGUGAUCCAUUAUGCAUCCCAGAUCUUACAUGGGAACAGCUUAAACAAUUUCAUGCUACUCAUUAUCACCCGAGUAAUGCUAGGUUCUUCACUUAUGGUAAUUUUCAGUUAGAAAAGCACCUGAAACAAAUUGAUGAAGAAGCACUGAGUAAAUUUCAGAAAAUUGAACCAAGUACCAUGGUGCCAGCUCAGAAGCCUUGGGAUAAGCCUAGGGAAUACCAAAUAACAUGUGGCCCUGAUUCACUUGCUACAGAUUCCUCUAAACAGACAACAGUUAGUGUCAGCUUCCUCUUACCAGGCAUCACUGAUGCAUUUGAAUCCUUCACAUUAAAUCUUUUGUCUUCACUCUUGAUUGGUGGACCCAAUUCUCCUUUUUACAAAGCCUUAAUUGAAUCUGGACUUGGCACAGACUUUUCUCCUGAUGUUGGAUAUAAUGGCUACACAAGGGAGGCCUACUUCAGUGUAGGCCUACAGGGAAUUGCAGAAAAAGAUAUUCAAGUGGUCAAAAAUAUUAUUGACAGAACAAUUGAUGAAGUCAUAGAAAAAGGAUUUGAAGAUGAUCGAAUUGAAGCUUUGCUUCAUAAAACUGAAAUACAAAUGAAACAUCAGUCUACCAGCUUUGGACUUACACUGACAUCAUACAUAGCUUCUUGCUGGAAUCAUGAUGGCGACCCUGUGGAACUCUUGAAAUUAGGAAAUCAAAUGGUUCAAUUCAGGCAGUGCCUUAAGGAAAAUCCACAAUUUUUGCAAGAAAAAGUAAAACAAUAUUUUAAGAAUAAUCAACAUAAAUUGACUUUAUCAAUGAAACCAGAUGACAAAUAUUAUGAGAAGCAAACACAGAUGGAAACAGAAAAACUAAACCAAAAGGUCAAUUCUCUUUCCUCAAAAGACAAGGAACUGAUAUAUGAAAAAGGUUUAGAAUUACGGACUCAGCAAAGUAAACCUCAAGAUGCCUCUUGUCUGCCAGCAUUAAAAGUCUCAGAUAUUGAGCCUACCAUACCAUUUACUGAGUUGGAUGUAGCAUUUGCAGCUGGAGAAAUCCCUGUUCAGUACUGUGCCCAACCCACCAAUGGUAUGGUAUAUUUCAGAGCUUUUUCUAGUUUAAACACACUUCCUGAAGAGCUAAAGCCAUAUGUACCUCUCUUCUGCAGUGUCCUUACCAAGCUGGGCUGUGGCAUUCUUAACUAUCGAGAACAAGCUCAACAAAUUGAACUGAAAACAGGAGGAAUGACUGUUUCUGCUCACGUGCUCCCUGAUGAUUCACAUCUAGAUACCUAUGAGCAGGGUGUGCUUUUUUCAUCUCUUUGCCUUGAUCGAAAUCUACCAGACAUGAUGCAUUUGUGGAGUGAAAUAUUUAACAAUCCGUGCUUUGAAGAAGAAGAACACUUCAAAGUAUUAGUGAAAAUGAGCGCCCAAGAGCUGUCCAAUGGAAUUUCAGAUUCUGGUCAUCUGUAUGCAUCAAUUAGAGCUAGUAGAACCCUCACGCCUGCAGGAGACCUACAUGAAACCUUUAAUGGAAUGGAUCAGGUCAGGUUAAUGAAGAGAAUUGCAGAAAUGACAGACAUCAAACCAGUCCUGAGAAAGCUCCCACGUAUCAAGAAACAUUUAUUAAACUGUGAUAAUAUGAGAUGUUCAGUGAAUGCUACUCCUCAGCAGAUUUCUCAGACGGAAAAAGUAGUAGAAAGCUUCAUUAAAGACCUUGGGCGAAGUAAAAAAGAACGAAAACCUGUCCGUCCACAUGUGAUUGAGAAGCCUGCACAUAAUGCAUCUAGUGAAAGUGCUGAUGUUAAUUGUUCCCAAAUCAUAAGGAAGCUAAUCACAGACCCUACUUUCAAACCUUGUCAGAUGAAGACGCAUUUUCUGCUUCCUUUCCCAGUGAAUUAUGUUGGGGAAUGUGUUAGAACUGUUCCUUACACAGACCCAGAUCAUGCCAGUCUUAAGAUCCUUGCACGUUUGAUGACUACUAAAUUCUUACAUACAGAAAUUCGAGAAAAAGGUGGUGCUUAUGGUGGAGGUGCUAAACUCAGCCAUACUGGAAUAUUCACUUUUUACUCUUACAGGGAUCCAAACUCAAUAGAAACUCUCCAGUCCUUUGGGAAAGCUGUUGACUGGGCCAAAUCUGGAAAAUUCACACAACAAGACAUUGAUGAAGCAAAACUUUCAGUGUUCUCAGCUGUUGAUGCUCCCGUUGCUCCUUCAGACAAAGGUAUGGAUCACUUCUUGUAUGGGCUCUCUGACAAGAUGAAGCAGACACAUAGGGAACAACUCUUUGCUGUUAGCCAUGACAGACUUAUCGAUGUCAGCAAUAAGUACCUUGGCAUUGGGAAGUGCACACAUGGGUUGGCUAUACUUGGACCAGAGAAUGUAAAAAUUGCUAAAGAUCCAUCAUGGAUAAUAAGAUAA
Messenger RNA from Orycteropus afer afer, 3165 nucleotides. The record is from RefSeq and is a predicted model, not a curated record. NCBI's taxonomy places the organism in Eukaryota, Metazoa, Chordata, Mammalia, Tubulidentata, Orycteropodidae.